Molecule: messenger RNA, 1630 nt
Organism: Eupeodes corollae
Lineage: Eukaryota; Metazoa; Arthropoda; Insecta; Diptera; Syrphidae
Product: probable cytosolic Fe-S cluster assembly factor GK14772
Exons: 5
Coding region: 142-1569 (475 amino acids)
Biological process (GO): iron-sulfur cluster assembly
Cellular component (GO): cytosolic [4Fe-4S] assembly targeting complex
Molecular function (GO): 4 iron, 4 sulfur cluster binding
Source: RefSeq, a predicted model, not a curated record
AAAAUUUUGACAUUUCUUAGUUUUGAUAAAAAAUUUCUCAUUCUUAGUAUUUUUUUGCCUAAAAGUUAAAGUUUUUAACAAAGUCAUUCUUUGAUUUUACCAAAUUCAAUGACAUAAACAACUAUCUAUACAAAAUUCACAAUGUCACGUUUCAGUGGAGCCUUACAACUAACAGAUCUAGAUGAUUUCAUUACCCCAUCACAGGAAUGCAUUAAACCAGUGACUAUUGAAAAAACCAAAUCAAAAACUGGUGCUAAAAUAACAAUUCAAGACGACGGAUAUUACGAGGAGACCUCGACAGGCGUACAGAAGUUACAAAAAGUUGAAAUUACUCUUCAGGAUUGUCUAGCUUGUUCGGGAUGUAUAACAUCUGCCGAGGGAGUACUUAUAACCCAACAAAGUCAAGAAGAACUUUUGAAAGUUCUCAAUGAAAAUCAAAAUAACAAGUUGCAGGGAAAUGUGGAGAAAGUUAAGACUAUUGUAUUUACUGUGUCGCAGCAGCCUAUUUUAAGUUUAGCUCAGAGAUACGAAUUGACUCCGGAAGAGUGUAGCAAGCAUUUGGCGGGGUAUUUUAAGUCUCUGGGUGCUGAUAUGGUACUUAACACGAAAAUCGCCGACGAUUUGGCUUUGAUUGAGAGUCGAACUGAGUUCGUGGAACGUUUCCGCAAUCAACAGCUUCCAAUGUUGUCUUCAUCAUGUCCCGGUUGGGUGUGCUAUGCAGAAAAAACCCAUGGUAAUUUCAUUCUUCCCUUAAUAUCGAGCACAAGGUCACCGCAACAAAUUAUGGGAAUGCUAGUAAAACAGUUUCUUGCCCAAAAGCUCAAUGUCCCGAUGGAGAAGAUUUAUCAUGUUACUGUGAUGCCAUGCUACGAUAAGAAACUCGAAGCUUCUCGUGAAGAUUUCUUUAGCGAAGCUAAUAACUCCAGGGACGUCGAUUGUGUCAUCACUUCGAUUGAAAUUGAACAAAUGCUCAGCAUCCGAGAGACUGAUACAUUGAAUACCUACGCUCCAGUUGAGCUUGAUUGGCCCUGGAGCGCACAGAAACCCGAAGGGGGUAAUGUAUGGGCGCAUGAAUUCUCUGGAUCUGGUGGAUAUUCCGAUCAUAUAUUCAAGUUCGCAGCAAAAGAGCUUUUUGGAGAUGAAGUUGAACGAUUGGAGUACAAAAACUUGAGGAAUCCCGAUUUCCGUGAACUAACUCUGGAGAAGGAUGGUAAAGUGCUACUCAAAUUUGCCAUUGCCAAUGGAUUCCGUAAUAUUCAAAAUCUUGUUCAAAAGCUUAAACGUGGAAAGACUCAGUACCAUUUUGUUGAAGUGAUGGCGUGCCCUUCAGGUUGUCUUAAUGGAGGUGCACAAGUUCGUCCACCAUUAGGAACUCCCGUCCGCGAAUUAACGCUACAACUUGAGGAACUUUAUAAACAAUUACCAAAGUCGGUGCCAGAUAACUCGGAAACACGAGGAAUUUAUUCGAGCUUCUUUGAUGGACAACAUACGGACAAAGCGAAAAUGUUAUUGCAUACUACGUACCAUGCGGUGGAAAAAAUGAAUACGGCGCUAAAUAUCAAAUGGUGAAUGGCAGUUGGGAUUUUUGACUUAAAUGUUUAUUUAGUGUAUAUUUUAAUGAAAAGGAAAA